GUGCUCAAUUCUUAUCUAGUUGCUUCUGCGACCGAAAGAACAAGCACCUUCGCCGGGGCAUCACGGACAGACAUGGCCCUACUGGAACUCGCCCUGCAAGGGGUUUCCCUCUUUGGAUUAAUUCUCUUCAUUGUACUGUGGCUCAUGCAUUUCAUGUCCAUCGUCUACGUGCGUCUUCAUUUUAACAAGAAGGCCACAGACAAGCAGCCCUACAGCAAGCUCGCUGGGGUGUCGCUGCUUAAGCCCCUCAAAGGGGUGGACCCCAACCUCAUUAGCAACCUGGAAACAUUCUUUGAGCUUGACUACCCAAAGUAUGAAAUACUCCUCUGUGUCCAAGACCAUGAUGAUCCGGCCAUCGAUGUGUGUAAAAAACUGCUGGGCAAAUAUCCCAACGUUGAUGCCAGAUUAUUUAUAGGGGGGAAGAAGGUGGGCAUCAACCCGAAAAUAAAUAACCUCAUGCCUGGAUACGAGGUGGCAAAAUAUGACCUGGUGUGGAUCUGCGACAGUGGGAUAAGGGUAAAGCCAGACACGCUCACGGAUAUGGCCAAUCAGAUGACAGAGAAGGUGGGGCUGGUGCACGGUCUCCCGUACGUGGCGGACAGACAAGGCUUCGCUGCAACAUUAGAGCAGGUCUACUUCGGGACGUCCCACCCGCGCUCCUACAUCUCGGCCAACGUGAUGGGGAUCAAGUGCGUGACGGGGAUGUCGUGCCUGAUGAGGAAGGACGUCCUGGACCAGGCGGGGGGGCUGAUCGCCUUCGCGCAGUACAUCGCCGAGGACUACUUCAUGGCCAAGGCCAUCGCCGACAGGGGGUGGAAGUUCUCCAUGGCGACGCAGGUAGCCAUGCAGAACUCCGGCUCUUACUCGAUCGCGCAGUUCCAGUCUCGCAUGAUCAGGUGGGCCAAGCUGAGGAUCAACAUGCUCCCGGCCACCGUCUGCGAGCCUAUCUCUGAGUGCUUCGUGGCCAGCCUCAUCAUCGGCUGGGCGGCGCACCACGUGUUCCGCUGGGACAUCAUGGUCUUCUUCAUGUGCCACUGCCUGGCCUGGUUCAUCUCCGACUACAUCCAGCUGCGAGGCAUCCAGGGAGGACCCCCGUCCUUCUCCAAGCUGGACUACGCUGUAGCCUGGUUCAUCAGGGAGUCCAUGACGAUACAGAUCUUCCUCUCUGCACUGUGGGACCCCACGAUAAGCUGGAGGACAGGCCGCUACCGGUUGCGCUGUGGAGGUACAGCAGAGGAGAUUCUGGAAGUAUAACCCAAACAGGGCCCAGAGACUUUUUGGACGCUAGCGAAAAAUGGGUAACAGAAGGCAAUCUAAAAUGCAGAGCGGGAAGAAAAAACAAAAACAAAAUAGGACCGUUGUUUGGGACGAGGAUUCAACUUUUGAUAGUUCUUAUGUGUUGAAAAAAAAUAUGAAACAAGUGUCGAGUAUUUAUAUUGUACGUGCUCCUGGUUAUUUUCCGUUUUUAUUUGAAGGAUGGGUGUCCUGCUCCAGAGAACAAGUGUGUGAUGAAGGUAAGGAGAAAAAGAAAAAAUGAGCAGGCAAAUACUUAAAGUAAAGUGGGGGUUUAAACUAAGCUUAUGAUUCAGAAGGGCGUUGUUACAGGAGCAAGAGCAAAUAGUAUAAAUUCUAACACUGUGGGCCUUUUAUUUCAAUUUUUUUUUUUUUUUUGUAAAUCAUGGUGACACAUUCCAUUGAGUGGUUAAGAACAACAUUGUAUUUAUCGUAGUCUGGCGAAUAUUGCCAGUCGAAUACCAUUUACAAUAAUUUGUUGUGGAAAUGUGACAACCUCUCAGUUCAGCUGAUAAAUUAUCAGUAAACGAUGUUUAACAUUCAACAUUUACCGGUGAACGAAAUUACCGGUAAAUGUAGCGCUUUUUGCAGCUGGUGGACUAUUUCUGCCUUUGUUCUGUGCAGUUUGCGUCCACUUAGUGCAGUGUUGCCAUGUUUGUCGUGCGAAAGGCUACUGAAAGCUUAAACUAAACUGAUCCACUCAGGACCGCUUUGCGUUAACUCGUCAAAUAUUUAGAGCAAUAUCUUCAUUGUAAGCGGAGGUAACAAUUCUUAUUGCCCUCUUUCGGGGGUUUAGAGCUGUCUUCGAGAUCGGUAGUGUUUUCGCCUAUCUCGAGACCAUGUUGACUGGAACAUCCGCUCGAAACCCUGCACUGGCUAGCCCGUGCCCGUUUAGCCGGCUGGGAAACACGGGGCUUCGAUUUGAUUCCAGGAGAGGACGCGAGGCGUUGUUUUUUCAGUUUUCGGACUUUUGAAAUACCACAAUACAUUUCCUGCUCAAGUUCUUUGGAAGUACUUAAAACGUCUGUACUAGUGCAUAUCUGUAGCUCUAGUUACGUAGCUGUCUUAGGAAUCAAAUAUAGGAAAGGAAGGAGCUUGUGUACGUUACAGGUCUGUAGUUGCGUUAGCCCAUAGCCUUUCUAGUCGAUUCGCAGUUUUUACAGUUCUCAUCGUUUUGUCAGGAAUUCACGUGGGCAUUUGUUAUUGUGCAUAAAUAUUGCUCUGUUCCAUGAAGUGCAGUCAGUAUUUUCGUAAAACAAAUUGUAAGGUGGCAGGAAUAUUCAUUCAUUUUCACUAGGAUGCGGAAGUCCAGACAGUCCUUGUGUUUCAAACUUGCGUCCCAUUUCAUCACACUUUGUUAAGUAGGCAGUUUGCCUAUGCAAAUACGGAUUUGUUAAUUAUGUAUACUAUAUAAUGACUAUGCAAGUACAUAUUGUUGUAAGACAUGCAUUUGCAUAAAGGGUUAGUUUGUUUUGAGGUUAGGCUUGGGUAACAUGAAUUGCUGGUGGGGAUGUGGUAAUUGUUAAGGCGAAUUGCUUGCUUAACAAAAAGUAUUCAUUUUACUUCUUCAAAAAAUUCUCUUGAAACACUUGCAGUGUUUUGAAUGCAGUCCAACAUAUGCCAAAUGACUGGUGCAGAUAAUUCCAUAAUUUCACAAUAUUGGUCACUGAACAGCAGAGAAGGUGCAUUUCAAACCGUGGAGCGUUCAGAGACAUUAUAAAGUUUGCACUUCCUGACAAGCCUGAGAGAGUCGCUUGUAACCUGAAGACCGUCAAAUAUUGAUAUGAUAUUUACGCAGCAGAGAUGAAAAACAUGUUUCCGUUGGGUAACAUGAAUAGGCUGUUAAGGUGACUCAUGCCAUACCAGUCAGAAGUACCUAUUGUUGAUGCUUUCAAUACCGACCUUAGAAUCUCUACUCAGGAUGUCUCCCCUCUGACUUCAGUCUCUCUCUCAACAUGGGGUUCACCACGGCACCGUGUCUAAUCGACCGACACUGCAGGUCUCCCUGACGGAAUUUUCUCUCAAAAACAGAAUUCUUUGGCAGAAACCAUUACUGUAAGCAGCACCCCAGAAUGCGACAGGCUGUUGCAGUGAACACACAGUGUGUGUACACAGUGCUUAUUUAUAGCUGGGAGACCAAUGCUGCGGGUAUACAAACCUGCAUUAUAAACACUUAGCUUUGAGAGCAAAUUCCGUUUCCAACCCAUUCUGUUUGUUCACCUCUGAACAGAAUGUUGGAAAAUGUGUGCCAGACUUGUGUGUGGACGAGAUAUUAGAGACUAAAUGCACCUGUAAGGCUAAAAAUGCUGUAUACAAUAGCUAGAGCAUCAACAGAGGUAUUUGAGUGGGAGGAAUGCUUGUCGGCAAUGGUUAGCCUGUCUGCGUUUGCGUAGUCAUUCUGGGUAAAAAUUUUACAUUCCUGAAAGGUGCACAUUGGUUUAUUCUGCUGUUUUAUAUAGGAAUUGCUUGAAAGCCCAUAUCAAAAUUACAUAUUUAUUAUUGGCAACAUGCUAUGUCAUAACUUUUGCAAAUAUAAGAACAAUAAAAAAAUUGUUCAUAUCAGUAAUCACAAAGGCUACUGUAUUUUAGAGUGUGUGAUAUGGUAAUGUCACCUAAGGAUUGGACUAUGUAGCAAAGCUGAUACAAAAUUAUGCUAGCUAUUCAUUAAUUAACUUCUCCCUUCACAAGACCUGGCUAGCAGCCAUAUUUUGACUGGUUUUUACUAGUAACUCCAUUCCCACCCUUAGAUUUCUGCAGGUUAGACUUGUAAUUAUUUUUUCAUUAUCUGGUGCUUUAAAUGAUAGAUUUUGUUCCUUGUAUCGUCUCUUACUGAUGUAUUUGUUAUAUAGCCCAUCUCAUUACACUGUACAACACAUGAUCUGUGAACAAAUAUAGUAGUAUACUCACUAUAAAUAUGGUAGCACUACAAAUGUAGUUGCCACGCCUAAAACUUAGUUUUUUGUUUUUUUUUGAGAGAGAGUGUUUUGUUGAAUCUAACAUAUUUUCUCAUACGUGUCUGCAGUAAGUAGACCAGUUUGAAAUGGUCUUCAAACAUAUUCGUCUUUGUUGAAAUUGGACCGAAUUGACAUAAUGGGUGGUCGCAAUGAAAUUGACUGUUUUUCAGCCUUGUGUAACGUUAUUAUUGAAACCUACUGAUCUGUGUUUAGUUUGGCCAUUCUUUUUUUUUCAAAGCAUUGUUGUGUCAAAUAGGUGAUAAGUCGGGCAUCUGUCACAUUGCAUAUUCUCACAAUGCUCUAACUCAAAGUGCAUUAUUUGAACAAAUACUGUCCUUUGUGAUCAAUAUUAGCUAUGAUUUAUGAUAAAUGGAAAAAUGCAUUUCUAAGGUAUUUCCAAUAUUAACAGAAAUUUCUAGCCCUAUAUAAAUGUGGAAUUUUGCUUGACUUUAGGUCUCUGUCUGUGAACAGUCUUCAGAAUAUCUAAAGGCUUUUCUUCUCUUUUUUGAUUGGACUGAGUAUGAAGGUAUUGAUAUGGGGGGUUAUUUAAACUGCAAUAAAAAUACAGGUAUGUCUUGGUGUGUAACAAAAGAGGAUACAUAUUUAUACAUAUUUAUUAUAUGCCAUAAGCUAUUGCAUAUAAUAAUACUUAGAAAUAUAUCUUGAGUGAGAUAUAUCAAAGAAAGACCAUUUCAGUGCAUAAUUUCACCUUUCAAAGAAAUUUUCUUACCAAAUGUGUAGUUCAGUAAUAAUUGAAAUGAAUGUAAUGUUGCAUGUAAAUAAGUAAAUAGUGAGUGUUUAAUUUGAUUUGCCGUAAAACAGUACAAUGCCAUAGUAGAUGCUAUUGUAGCGCAGAGUUGGGAAGGGUUGGGUGAGGUGGGAAUUUUCGGCAGCUUGAUAAGCUGCUUUGUUGACUAUCAAACCAAGUCUGCUGGGUUUUUUUUGCCUUCUUUUGUGAAUUGUCCUCUUACUAAAUGGCAUUUUUUUAUCCACCUCGUUGACGGAAUGUCUACACUGCACUGUAUCUUGUUUAGACUCCUCCCCUUUUCUUUUUAUGUAUUUGUACAAAGGUGUGCGCGCGUGUGUGCGUGUGUGUAUGUGUGUGUGUGUGUGUGUGUGCACACUCUACUGAUGGCCUUUUUAUAACUGAAAAUCAAAAGGAUUGUAUUCUUGUGAUGUAAAGUGGGGAACUGGACUGUUUUUUUGUUGUUGUUUUUAUGUUUAAAUUUAGCUUUAUGUGCAAGUGGUAACUGAUGGAUGUGAAUAGGCUAUGUGGAGUAACAGAGACUGGGAGCCUUCACAAAACUGGAAAAUUAUGCCCUUGCAUUGCUAAACCUGCUUAGCCUUGUGCCAAGGGCUUUGCGAUUCCACUCGUCAGCCAAACAGAGAGCGGCAGUGAGGAACUCAAGGGCGGCUUUGUCCGUUUGCCUGUGGCAGCGUCUGCUCCGAGUGCCGCUUGUGUUGCCGUGACUGUGGCUUUGUGAAGCGCGAGCAUCCUCUUGUACAGAGCAUAUGUUUUCUCCUCGCGAUUCAUUCCAGAUCCUUCCCCGGCGUAACUGGUAUGAAUAUCCGCCGAGUGGCGUGCCAGCGGUCUCUUAGCAGGGAACGAGAGCCUGUUCGCGCGGAUGCCAAAAAAACGAUGGAGCCACGCACGAUGCGCGCUUCAGUCUGAAAGCGCUCUAUUUUGGGCGACGUGUGCGCCAGAGCUGGCCGUUACGCCGGAUGAGAGAACCGCGACAUUUGUGCACUGCGUCACACUUGAGCCCUUUGUUUUCCACGCUUUCGAUUGCUCGCUGCUGAUGAAUUGCUGAAUUGCUUUGUAACCAUGGCAACGUUGUUCGGUUCUGCAGUUGGAGUUGCGCGCACCUGGGACCCCGCAGCUGGUUGUGAUUGGUUCAUAUUCCUGGUCCCCGUAAUUUUCUUGCUGAUGAGAAGCCUUCAGCCGUGCACGGCCACAGAUGUGAGUUUGAUGAGUUUCAUUUAGGUUUACAAGGGAAAAAUCAUGCAAUCUGUCAUAGUAAUCUACAUGCAAAUAUAAAAGCGAAAGUAAUCUUUACAGAUGCAUCCUGAAAUAAUUAAUGUUAAACAUUCAAAUAAAUUAAGUAAGAUUUCCCCUUACUGUGGUAGGUGCAAUGCUGUUUUAAAUUUUCAGAUGCAAUUUCUUCAAGAAUUCAAGAGGUAAUAAAUGGAAGAUUGAGUAAUCCGGGAAUAAUUUGUAUCACCAGGGAGCAGCUUUAUUUCAGACAAAAACUCGGACAUAGUGUCCUUAGCCUUGCUGUGUCAGACAGUGAUGAACACCGAGUAGGCAGCAAUGACGUACAUGCGCUGCUGGGGGAUUACCAAGCCUGUAUUUAUUUAUUUAAAAAAAAAAAGAUGAAACAACAGCCAGAAAACAAUGUGCUGUUACCAGGCUAGAAUCAUCGUAUUCCUUGCGUAGAGUAUAAUUUGACAGGGUAAAUACGUUGACUGCAGGUAGUAGCGGGUCUUUUCAUAUGCUCGACCCAAACUCGGCCGUGCACAAACACCUAGCGCUGAAUUAGAGCCACCUCACCGCACCGCGGCACCUCUUAUUUUGGGUGAAUGUUCUGACGAGCGUUUGCGGUUGCUGCUUUGCUAGCCUGUUCUGCUGUGGAACGGCGUUGCUGUUGCAGCUGCCUUUGUACAGGAUUCUGGGUAAUUUGGGCAGCAAUGUGUACACUACAAAGGCUCCAGUCUCAGUAGAUGUAUAUAUAAAUUAAAAAAACAGUCUGGUUGUGAUCCACUACGGAUAUUUUGUAUGUAGUCUGUUCAGAUAACUUGUAUUGUUGGAAGAUUUUUUUUAAAGUGUACAGUAUAUUUAUGAAGUUUGGUUGAUACCAUUUCAAGCACUGCUUUGAAGCCUAAUUUAUUCUUGAGCUGGACAUAUUUUUUCUUGAUUUUUAUUUUUUAUGUUUUGUCUCUAGUUGACUUGCAGUGUAAAAAAAAAAGGCUGGACAAACUUCUGUUUUCAUUUUUUUAUUUCCAUUUUGUAGAUAUGAAUUGUUAACUGUUCUGUAUUGUUCCAAGAAGCUGAAUGUGUAAUCCACAGCUGGAAACUGUGAAAAGAUUAAAGCUUUAUGAAAACCA
Molecule: messenger RNA, 7352 nt
Organism: Anguilla anguilla (European eel)
Lineage: Eukaryota; Metazoa; Chordata; Actinopteri; Anguilliformes; Anguillidae
Gene: ugcg
Product: UDP-glucose ceramide glucosyltransferase
Exons: 9
Coding region: 73-1254 (393 amino acids)
Biological process (GO): glucosylceramide biosynthetic process
Cellular component (GO): membrane
Molecular function (GO): ceramide glucosyltransferase activity
Source: RefSeq, a predicted model, not a curated record